Molecule: messenger RNA, 2115 nt
Organism: Xyrauchen texanus (razorback sucker)
Lineage: Eukaryota; Metazoa; Chordata; Actinopteri; Cypriniformes; Catostomidae
Product: protein arginine N-methyltransferase 3-like
Exons: 16
Coding region: 316-1794 (492 amino acids)
Biological process (GO): peptidyl-arginine methylation
Cellular component (GO): nucleus
Molecular function (GO): protein-arginine N-methyltransferase activity
Source: RefSeq, a predicted model, not a curated record
UUGAUGCGUCAGAUUACUUUAUGUAUUUUAAGUGUCCAAAUACUAUAUUUUGGGCCACUGUAGAAAGAGAAUGGAUCUGUGGUUAUCAGAGAUUUAGUUCUGUUAAUUUCUUCUCAUUACUUUUCUUCAGGUGCAAAAGGUGGUUGAUUUAAAAAGCUGGAGGAGUAUGCAGAGACUUUUCAGGGCCACAAUGUGGGAUACUGCUGUCUAGAAACAACCAAAUCCAAAGCAGGGGCUCCGGUGAGUAAUCGUGGCGGUGAGGUGUGUGAUGAUGUUCCCGAGCUCUCUGACAGUGAUGAUGAACAGUGGCAGCCAAUGGAGGAGGGAUCUGAAAACAUGACAGUCCCGUGUGUGCUGUGUGACAGGACUCUCACUUCUGUCUCUGAAACAUUCAAACACUGUAAGGUGGACCAUGGUGUGGAUAUUCCAGAACUGGUCCGAAAACACAGGCUUGAUGAUUAUGGCUAUAUAAAGAUGAUAAACUACAUUAGAACAACUAAAUGUUCUGCAGAGUGUUUGUUGCUGGUUUCAGGCCCAUUACCAUGGGACAGUGAUGAAUUUAUGAAGCCAGUCUUGCCUGAUGACCCAUUACUACAGAUAGAUUUGGAGGAGUUGAGUGGGGCUGAAGUGGUGACGUUGAGCACCUCGGCUGGUGAUCAGGCAGAUUUGCUGCUUCAGAGAUCCAGGCAGGCUGAAGACAGAGCUCAGAGAGCUGAGGAAGCCCUGGCUCGUGCCAUGGAGGAUCUGCACAAACUCAAAAUGCUGGCACAAGGUCUAGUGCUGAAUGCAGACACAAGCCAUGGCCCUUCAAGCUUAGGGGCCAUUGCUGAGUUGAGAGAAGAUGAAGACGAGGCCUACUUUAGCUCUUAUGGGCAUUACAGCAUCCAUGAGGAGAUGCUGAAGGACAAGGUGCGCACUGAAAGCUAUAGAGACUUCAUGUACUGCAACAUGGGCGACUUCAAGGACAAGGUGGUGCUUGACGUCGGAUGUGGUACGGGAAUCCUCUCUAUGUUUGCUGCCAAAGCAGGAGCCAGAAAGGUCAUUGCUGUCGAUCAGUCAGAGAUCAUAUACCAGGCAAUGGACAUUGUCAGAUCAAAUAAACUGGAAAACACUAUCACAUUGAUCAAGGGAAGAAUAGAAGAACUAGACCUUCCUGUGGAAAAUGUGGACAUAAUCAUUUCAGAGUGGAUGGGGUACUUCCUGCUGUUUGAAUCAAUGCUGGACUCCGUGCUCUACGCAAGGGAUCGCUACCUUGCUGAAGGUGGUUUGGUCUAUCCAGACUGCUGCAGCAUCUGCCUGGCGGCGGUCGGGGACACUCAGAAACACAAUGACCACAUUGCCUUCUGGGAUGAUGUUUAUGGCUUCAAGAUGACAUGUAUGAAGAACGCAGUUGUCCCAGAGGCAGUAGUGGAGACUUUAAAGCCAGAGACCUUAAUUUCGGAGCCUGCAGUCAUUAAGACUAUUGACUGCGGCACUGUGUCCGUGUCUGAACUGGAGUUCACAGUAGAUUUCACCCUGAAGAUAAGGGUCAGCACAUUCUGUACAGCCAUCGUGGGCUAUUUUGACAUUUUCUUCGACAAGAACUGCAGAAACAAGGUCAUGUUCUCCACUGCUCCAGAUUGCACCAAGACCCACUGGAAACAGACAGUCUUCUUACUGCAGAGUCCUAUCUCUGUCCAAGCUGGAGAAGAUCUUCCAGGUCACAUUGCAGUACAUAAGAACAGAAAGGACCCCAGAACACUGCUAAUUACUCUCUCCCUUGCUGGCCAGAAGCAAACCUACAGCCUACAUUGAGGGGACUUGUUUUGCUGAUGGGAAAUAGCAUCCAGUACUUAAACCAAUCCAGUCUGUUAUAACUCAAGCAUUCUAUUAAAAAGUGUCUUUUCUACAAAUCGUCACUCAUGGAUGGUGUUUAUUAUAGACCAAAGGUGUCAAGCUGAUCUUACUGUGAGACACAUAACAGGACUAUAAUACUGAGUCAAUAAUAUGUAUAACUAAGCAGGCUUACUUUUAAGCCACUGAGUUUUCUUAAGGUGCUUAAAUGCCUCCAGCAAUGGAGGUAGUCCUAUUUCCCUUCUGUUUGAAUAAUGACUGAAUGAAUAUCUUAACAAAUAA